This is a messenger RNA of Cololabis saira (Pacific saury), 3390 nucleotides long. It is a transcript of the gene eva1ba, whose product is annotated as eva-1 homolog Ba (C. elegans). The transcript is spliced from 4 exons. Lineage: Eukaryota; Metazoa; Chordata; Actinopteri; Beloniformes; Belonidae. The coding region runs from base 496 to 993 and encodes 165 amino acids. The record is from RefSeq and is a predicted model, not a curated record.
UAGUAGACAGCUUUUCCUGCUUCUUGUGGACUGGAUUCGGGAGAGAGAAAACUCUGUUACUCACUCCGUCUCCAACUUUGAAAGGAAGUUACCACCUCUUCCCCAGACUCCACACAUACACACACAAACACACACUUGGAAACUCACAAGGCUCCUCAGGACUGGACCACAGCAGCAACAGUCGUGAAACAGUCUGCACUGCUUGUAACGGUCUUUGGAGGGAAAGAAGACGGAGAUUUGCAGUCAACCUGACCCUCUCAGUGUGAAGGUGAACAACUUCAGGAGGACGUUUUCUCUCAUUCCUCACUGGGUGGCCAAAUGAACUGUUCAGCCUGAGGACCAAAGAUCACGGGCCUUGAGCCAACAGCAAGAGAGGGAAAGAAAGGAGCGUGGACAUUUUGCAUUCGUUCUACUGCUUCUCUUUGCAUUAUGAGCUGGGACUGAGUACUUGCUUUGUGGUUUCAUUUCGUGGUCUGAAAGAGUGAAGACAAAAUCAUGGAUGUCAAGAAAAAAGAAAUGGACCUCCUAAGCAACAGCAUAGCUGCAUUAGCACACAUCAAAGCAAAUCCAGAGAGCUUCGGUCUCUACUUUGUACUGGGAGUGUGUUUCGGCCUGGUGCUGACACUUUGCCUCCUGGUCAUCCGCAUCUCCUGUAAGCCGAGGACCAACAUCGCCUCCUCCACGCCCGAGAAGAAGCACUUGAAGGACAUCAGUGAGGAAGACGAGGAGAGCGACGAUGACGAGGACGAGGAGGGAGACGACGUGGAGGCAGCUCUGCCGCUGCCCAGCACUGAAAUCCCCGUGGGGAAUCACACCACCCAGUCAGACGGGACUCUGAGCGUCAACGUGUUCACUUCGGCUGAAGAGCUGGAGCGAGCGCAGCGGCUGGAGGAGCGGGAACGCAUCAUCCGGGAGAUCUGGAGGAACGGCCAGCCCGACAUCCUGGGGACAGGGACGGGGACGGGGACUAUUGGAAGAGUGCACUAUUACUAGGAUGAACUAGGCUUAAAGGGGAACUCUGCCAGCUCUGUGGAGGAGCUAUGAGACUGUUGGGAGAGCCCAGUGUACUUGACACCCGGAAACUUCGUCAUUGUGCCACACAAGAUAUAUUUGGCUCUGACAGAGCUGAACUUUGAGAUAUUGCACUUCCUCCGUAGCAUCUUAGACUAUUUUCAACUGCCUACACUUAAAUGAACCAAGAUGUGUCUUAAUGGCUACUUUACUCCCACGGUGUGUUAUGAUCAUGGGAGCAGAAGGACUUCUUAGAAAAAUCAGUCUAUUAAAACAUGUAGUGCUUAAUGUCAGAAAUAUAUCGAACAUUGUGUUUUUGAUAAAAUGAAAUGUACCCAAGAAAAAAUACACAAACAAAAAAACCCUGGCUUGGGCUGUUACAGAUUGGGGAAUCAGAAAAAUACAGUAUUACGUAAAAGCACUUAAAUUGGUGUCUUUAAUUUAUGUACACAUUCAUGAGAUAAAUGCUUUCAGGUAUAAUUCCACCAAAGGAAAUGACAAAAUUAAAAAGUUUAACUGAAAUAGACUAAAUUUAAACUGUUCCUCUUCAUAAUGCCAGACAGUUGAGGAAAUGAAAGGGAGCGCUUAUCCUGUGUCACUUGUAAUUUCUUAGUGCCCCUCAUAUGGGCCUAAAAGCUCAGACAAAUACAGUUUUAUAAUAAAAUCUCUGGGAAACCCCCCAAAACUCUGGUGAUGGUUGUUUUUAUAAGCCUGAUCAAGUCAGACAGUUGGUCUGUAAGGGAAGAUUUCCUGAUAACAGAGAGGAAUGGACGGAUUCUUUAAAAGUAUGGAAGAGCGUUCACGUAUUGGUAGAUGCAUGACAAGCACAUCCUCAGUUGCAGCUUUCAGAGAUUUGCUGCUUUUACUCCUGUAAUCGUUCCAACACAAAACCACCAAUAAGUCCAUCAGUGCAGCAUAAAAUAUGCCUUAUUGCAGUGUUAAUAGAAAAAAAACAGGUUGUUCGCCCUGCAGCCUUUCGCUUCAGUCAUUGUUCAGAUCAGAUAUCUGAAUACACUUCAACACAACACCUGGUGCCUUAGGAUUCAUUCACCUGCUGAUGACACCAUCACACCGAGGAGCUCCACUGUUUCCUCCCACACGGCUACCCUAUGGCUGUUUUAAACACAUCAUGUAAAGCAGAUGCUGGCUUUUGUGUGAUGAUGUUUCUUACAUGCUUUAGCUGAGGCUCCGCAGGCUGCUCCUUGUGUUCUUCAGUCAAUCAACGGCCCUUCAUGAUUUCUGAAAGAUGGAUGCCAGGCCUUCUUCGGGGAUCCUCUGACUUUUUUGUACUUCAGUAUUGUUUUUGACCAAAAAAAGUGUUGUUUUCAUGUUUAUGGUACUGCAGAGUAAAUAGUGAGAGGAAUUUCAUCGAGCAACAACAAAAACAACAGUGUUCCUGAGCAAAAACUCAUGUAGAGGGUGAAUCACAAUGACUUUACUGUCUCAAGAUUUAUAUAACUGGGUUUACAUGAAAUGUUUCCAACUGCUGCUGCUGUUUUUUCUACAGCUUUUAGUAUUAUUAUUAGCAUCUCCAAGUUGUUUAUUCAUGUUGAAAUAUCAUUUUCAGUUUAAUUUGAAGGAGCAUUGGAUUACUUUCAGGAAGUGCCUUCUAGGUCUUGCUGUCAUCCAUCCCAACUAUUGACACAAGAAAACCCAGAGCGAUGCUGCAUUCAGGUGCAUGUUGACAAUGCUGCCAUAUUAUUACUAACUUUGAACCCAGUUUGGUUUGAGGUAGAAAAGAUGUCCUCAGGAAAAGGGGACCUACCACGAAACCAUGACUGGAGAGAAGGAGAAACCGUGUGUGAGGAAAGUAAAUAUCUGAUUUAUCGUUCGAAUUUAUGAGCGAUAAAGCCACACCGUCACUUUGGCCAAUUAUUUUCAAUAAGCCGUGACUUAAAACAACUUUUAAAGACUGAACUUUCAAACGUGCACCAUUCUAUAGCCCUUUCGCAAGGCAGGUAUCAUUUGUUCCUUCAAUUCUGAAUGUAGCAUAACUUCGUACUAUCUUGAGGUCACCUCUUGUUACAUUUUUGUAUUGCUUAAUGGCUUAAUGGUCUCACAUUAACAACAAUAAAAUUAGCUCACAUAGCUACAGUGAACAUCAAGGCAGAUGUGAUGAAGAGACUCAAUAAAGUCAUGAAAGAAGGAAGAUGGAGAAAACUGUAGGGGGCGCCUCUGAGCUCAAAGUUCUACAUGUUUCUAUGUCUUGCUUUUAUGCAAUUUAUAGAGUUGUGUGUUUAUAAAGUUGUUUUUUUGUUUUUCUCAUGUGUGUCAGACUGCCAACCCUGCUGUCUCUCUAGCAUUCCUUCCAACUUCUGUUUGCUAUUUUUUGCUCUUAUGCAACUGAUGCUUGCUGCCAAUAAAUGUUCCUAACUUUUA